This is a messenger RNA of Prosopis cineraria, 2357 nucleotides long. Its product is annotated as protein root UVB sensitive 4. Bases 563 to 2128 code for a protein of 521 amino acids. The record is from RefSeq and is a predicted model, not a curated record. The transcript is spliced from 11 exons. Lineage: Eukaryota; Viridiplantae; Streptophyta; Magnoliopsida; Fabales; Fabaceae.
CCUUCCUCCUCUGACCAUCACCGCACGUUGUCUUCGAAAUCGAAACUAAAAGUAAGCACAGCAUCCGCGGCUCGACGCCUGCUUCCUUUCUCUUCGGAACUGAUAUCAUUGACUCAAAAUUAUGCAUUUUUCAUUGGAGCGAUUGAAGGCAAGGAAGUUCAAUUGACGACUUAAUUAAGAAUUACUAGUUUGAAGAGUCUACUUUAACAUAACUCUAGUGUAGGAAAUACGCGCGUAGGAGUCCCGCAAUAGAUUCUGGCUCGCCGUUUCCUCUAGUACUCACAGAAACCUUAUCUUGUGGCGCAAUCAGUUUCCUUCCGGUGCUAUUUUUUUUUUUGGUCAUUGAACUCCCAUUUUAUGUCAGCCUGUCCCUAUCUCUCUUUCUUUUUCUAAUUUGAAGCUUUGUCGCAGCAGUUUUAGUUAUCAGUCAUCGAGGUUGAGAAGACGUUUUGUUCUCUUGCUUUGGGAACGGAUUCUGCCUGAAAAUUUUCUCAGUUCGAUUCAAAUUAUAGUGGAAUUUGACAAGACUGACUUCAAUCUCUAAUUCCACUUUUCGAUUCUCAUGCAAUCUUCUCUUCACACAGCCUCGAUUAGUUAUCAUUUAUCUUGGAAACUUCCAAGAACUUGCUACAUAUCCAAUGAAUCAAUACUCAAUAAUUCUAAACUGUUUUUCAAACCAUUGGCUGCUUAUUCCUCUUUGAGAACACAACUUGAUAGUGAAUCCGAUGAAGGGGUUGAAAAAGGACCACAGUCCACAUUGCCAGUUAGCCUUCCGUUUGUGGUUCGUAGCUCGAUGAAGGUCUCUAAGUACUUUUGGGAUGGGGACUGUAUACGAAUGGUCAGUGUUGAUGGUGGCGGCUCAUCGUCUUUUGAGUUCGAUUUCGACAAGGGGUUUCGUAAAUUGUUCAGGAUAUGCUGUUUUCUUAUCAGGGAUUUUCUUAUUCCUCAACAAGUUGCUGAUAGUUACAUGGAUUAUGUGAAGUGGAAGUUCUUGCAUCGUGUUUUCAGCUCCGCGCUUCAAGUUCUCGCUACUCAGGCCAUGUUCAAGGCCAUAGGAGUUGGGCACUCCUAUUCACUUCCAUCUUCUGCUGCUUUGAAUUGGGUUUUAAAAGAUGGCAUUGGAAGACUUAGCAGAUGCAUCUACACUGCUAGUCUGGCGUCUGCAUUUGAUACAAAUUUGAAGAGAGUCAGGUUCUCUACGUCAAUCCUUUUUGUUGCUAGCAUUGGACUUGAGUUACUUACUCCUGCGUUCCCACAAUACUUCCUCCUUCUUGCAACUAUUGCCAACAUUGCGAAGCAAAUAAGCCUGGCAUGCUACUUAGCAACUCGGUCUGCUGUCCAUCAAAGUUUUGCUGUGGUGGACCAUCUUGGUGAAAUUUCUGCUAAGGCACAGAUACAAACAGUGUGCUUUGACAACCUUGGCCUCGUGCUUGCUGCACUUAUAAACAUGUUAUUUGAGAAGUAUCUAAGACGACAAGUAGGUCUUCAUUUCCUUAUUUAUCUCAUUUUUGCUGGCAUGGACCUUCUUGGGAUAUAUCAGGGGCUGAAGCUUGUCCACCUGCGAACUUUGACUAAGGAUAGACUUGAAAUUAUACUCAAUACUUGGAUUGAGUCUGGGUACGUUCCUGCUCCUGCAGAGGUGAGCGAGAAAGAAGGAAUUAACAUUCUGGGAAUUGGAGGUCAAGAAUCGUGGCCAAUUAGAAUAGGGUGUUUAAAUCCCAGCAACCAUAUACCCAGGUGGUCAAUAGAGGCAAUGCAACGUAUUACUGGAGAUGAUUUUUACUUCAUAUGCAUAGAGAUCUUGUCCAAAAGAUUAAACAGAAUUGGGCAGCCCGCUAUCCUUCUUUCUUUGCGUGAAGGUGCCGAAGCAGUUCAUAUAAUAAUGGGUUUGCUACAGGCUUGCUCCAUCCGCAAGGUCCUCAUUGCGGAUCGUAGUCGGUGGGAAAAUAGUAAUGAAUCAGAGUCAGCCCUUGAAGAGUGGGCUAUGAUCAUUGAGGAUAGCAAGAGGUCUGCGGAAAGGGAUCUGUCUGAUUUGAUGGAACAAAUUUUGGUGAAGGGUUGGGAAGUGAAGGGCAUCUUACUUUCCAGAACAGAGCUAGCUCGAUUCACUUUCAAUUAUGGUAACUGAAUUUUCUCGGGCUCCUUCGUGGCGGAGGAGUGUUUUGGGGUUUACAUUUUUUAUGAAAAAAAUAUGCUGUUCAUUCAAAAUUGAGUUUGCUGGGCCUUGCUCUCUUUUGUGUGAAAAAAAAAAUGAUUCCAAAUAUUCAGAUCUAUGGCUUAUAGAAUCUUUCUGCACAAUCUAAAGUUCAUACCAGCCUACAGUGUGAAUAUAUCAAUUUUUAGUACUUACUGAAAUA